This is a messenger RNA of Phodopus roborovskii (desert hamster), 790 nucleotides long. RefSeq names its product mitochondrial ribosomal protein L58 (gene Mrpl58). Gene Ontology annotation, biological process: mitochondrial translational termination. The record is from RefSeq and is a predicted model, not a curated record. Lineage: Eukaryota; Metazoa; Chordata; Mammalia; Rodentia; Cricetidae. The transcript is spliced from 6 exons. Gene Ontology annotation, molecular function: translation release factor activity. The coding region runs from base 40 to 660 and encodes 206 amino acids. Gene Ontology annotation, cellular component: mitochondrial large ribosomal subunit.
AGAGUGAGCACCGACCGGAAGCGGCCCUGAGAGACGAACAUGGCGGCCGCCUGGGGCUUGCGCUGGGGCCUGCGCCGAGCUGGAACCUUGCUGCUCCGGCCGCCCGCGCGCAGUGCUCGCCGGGCUCUGCACAGACAGGGAGAGGGCACCGGAUUCCAGAGCAUCUACAGCCUGGACAAGCUCUAUCCCGAAUCCAAGGGCGCGGACACGGCCUGGAAGGUCCCGGAACAUGCGAAACAAGGCAGCAGUGACAUCCCUCUAGAUCGAUUGAGCAUUUCUUACUGUCGGAGUAGCGGUCCUGGGGGGCAGAACGUUAACAAAGUGAAUUCCAAGGCUGAAGUCAGGUUUCACUUGGCCAGUGCAGACUGGAUUGCUGAACCCGUGCGCCAGAAGAUUGCUCUCAAGCACAAAAACAAGAUCAACAAGGCAGGAGAGUUGGUACUCACCUCUGAGAGCAGUCGCUAUCAGUUCCGGAAUCUGGCAGAAUGCCUACAGAAAAUUCGAGACAUGAUUGCGGAGGCCAGCCAGGUGCCCAAGGAGCCAUCCAAAGAAGACGUCCAGCUCCAGAGGCUCAGGAUAGAAAACAUGAAUCGGGAGAGGCUGCGCCAGAAAAGAAUAAACUCUUCCAUAAAGAUGAGCAGGAGGGUUACUAUGGACUGAAGUCACCCCCACUGCUGGCAAAGACCGGGGUGCCAUGCGACUCUGCAGAGAGCUGCCACACCAGCCGAAGAGACUCUUCUCCAUAACUGGAGCCUUGCCAGAAUGUUCCUCAGGAGGGAAGGCCACAGGU